UUGCAGAACUAGCUCUGCCCUGUCUGCUUCAGUGUCUCCGAAACUCCACUCAGUCAGAUUUUUUUUGGGGGGGGACUAAAUGGGCUCCGCUCUGCCUGCGCUGCCGGAUCGCACCAAGUAAAUGAAAUGAUUUCUUCUGCACAUUUAAAGUGGACUAAAUCAUCUACACGAUGAACACCUGCGCCUUUCUCUUAAUUUUGACUGUUCAGAUCUACGCCGAUGGCAUCGAGGGGCCAACAGCUGCUGGCUGCACGUUCGAAGAGGAUUCAGACCCUAAUCUGUGUGACUUCACCCAAGGAGAGGAGGAUGACUUUGACUGGCUGUUGUUUAGGACACAGAGUUCACCUUCUGCCAACUCUGACCUGCUGAAGGGGUCCUAUAUGCUGGUGAACUCCUCCCAGCAUGCCGUGGGUCAUCGUGCUCAGCUGCUGCUGCAGACACUGAGUGAAAAUGACACGCACUGCGUCCAGUUCAGCUACUUCCUGUAUAGCCGUGAUGGCCACAGUCCCGGGGCUCUACGGGCAUAUGUGCGGGUCAACGGCGGCCCGCUCGGCAGUCCAGUGUGGAACACGUCGGGGCCUCAUGGCAAACAGUGGCAUCAGGUUGAGCUGGCUGUCAGCACCUUCUGGCCGAACGAAUACCAGGUGCUGAUUGAGGCAACGGUUUCGAAGGAGCGGCGAGGCUACAUUGCCAUAGAUGACAUCAUGGUGCUCAACUAUCCUUGCUAUAAGGCGCCACACUUCUCCAGGCUAGGAGAUGAGGAGGUCAAUGCUGGGCAAAAUGCCACUUUCCAGUGUGUUGCUGCUGGAAGGGCAUCAGAGGCUGAGAAGUUCCUGUUGGAGAGACACAAUGGGGACAUUUUAACAAUGGCGUCAGUCAAGCACCUGAGCCAUCGGCGCUUUGUGGUGUCCUUCCAGCUCGACAGCGUCCAGCGAACUGAUCAAGACCUUUACCGCUGCGUCACUCAGUCCCCCAGAGGCUCCGGAGUCUCAAACUUUGCUGAACUCGUUGUCAAAGUACCCCCAUCCCCCAUUGCGCCGCCUCAGCUUCUGCGUGCCGGCUCCACUUACCUGAUCAUCCAGCUCAACACCAACUCUAUCCUGGGAGAUGGCCCUAUUAUCAGGAAGGAGAUUGAGUAUCGUGCCAGCCAGUCUCCAUGGUCAGAGGUGCAUGGCGUCAACAUGGUCACCUAUAAGCUGUGGCACCUGGAUCCAGACACAGAGUAUCACAUCAGCGUGCUGCUGACUCGACCGGGAGAGGGCGGAACCGGCCCUCCGGGACCUCCUCUCGUGAGCAGGACCAAGUGUGCAGAGCCCAUGCGCGCAUUACGGGGACUCGCCGCCACAGAUAUCCAGCCCAGGCAGUUGUCCCUGCAGUGGGAGAAUUUGGCGUUCAACCUGACACGCUGCCACACCUACUCAGUGUCCCUGUGCUACCGCUACACCAUGGCGGGAGGAGGCGGCGGCCACAACACCACCGUACGCGAGUGCCUUGCAGUGGAACACAAUGCCUCACGCUUCACGCUGCGUGAUCUGCCACCCUACCAUGCCAUCCAUGUCCGUCUGUCACUGGCAAAUCCAGAGGGGAAGAAAGAGGGCAGAGAGGUCACCUUUCAGACGGAGGAGGACAUCCCCGGAGGCAUCGCACCAGAGUCACUCACCUUCACCCCACUGGAUGACAUGAUCUUCCUGAAGUGGGAGGAGCCUGUUGAGCCCAAUGGACUUAUUACCCAGUAUGAGAUCAGCUACCAGAGUAUCGAGUCAUCUGAUCCGAGCAUCAACGUCCCAGGACCCAGGAGAACAGUGUCAAAGCUCAAGAACGAAACCUACCACAUGUUCUCCAACCUCCACCCUGGAACGACUUACCUAAUCUCCGUCCGGGCACGUACGGCCAAGGGCUUUGGCCAGACGGCCCUCACCGAGAUCACCACUAACAUCUCUGCUCCCACCUUUGAUUACGGAGACAUGCCGUCUCCGCUGAGUGAGACAGAGAGCACAAUUACUGUCCUGCUGCGCCCCGCCCAAGGCAGAGGAGCACCUGUUAGCACAUACCAGGUAGUGGUUGAGGAAGAAACUGGGAAGAAAGUGAAGCGGGAACUGGGGGUGCAGGAAUGCUUUCCGUUGCCCAUGUCACACGGGGAGGCCCAGGCCCGAGGGACGCCUCACUACUACACAGCCGAGCUGCCGCCCAGCAGUCUGCCAGAGGCCAGUCCCUUUACUGUGGGUGACAAUCACACGUAUAAUGGUUACUGGAAUAGCCCUUUGGACCCCCGUAAAAGCUACCUUGUCUACUUCCAGGCUAUGAGCAACUUCAGAGGGGAAUCUAGAAUAAACUGCAUCCGCAUUGCUCGCAAAGCGGCCUGUAAAGAUCAUCGCAAGGCUUUGGAGGUGUCGCAGCACUCCGAGGAGAUGGGGCUAAUCCUCGGUGUGUGCGCCGGAGGCCUGGUAGUGCUCAUCCUCCUGCUGGGCGCCGUCAUUAUCAUCAUCAAGAAAGGAAGGGACUACUACUCUUAUUAUCCGAAACCAGGGAACAUGAAUAAGACGCCAAUUACCUACCGCCAGGAGAAGAGCCAUAUGGGCUCUAUGGAGCGCAGUUUCACAGACCAGAGCACCCUGCAGGAGGAUGAAAGAAUGGCUCUUUCCUUCAUGGAUUCACACACUUGCGGCACACGAAGUGAUGCUCGAAGUUCAGUGAACGAAGCCAGCAGCCUGCUGGGAGGCUCCCCGAGGCACCAGUGUGGACGUAAAGGUUCCCCCUACCACACGGGACAGCUCCACCCUGCCGUCAGAGUGGCCGACCUCCUCCAGCACAUUAACCAGAUGAAGACCGCCGAGGGCUACGGCUUUAAACAGGAAUAUGAGAGCUUCUUUGAUGGCUGGGACUGCACAAAGAAAAAAGACAAAACAAAAGGGCGCCAUGACACCUUGCUGGGAUAUGAUCGACACAGAGUGAAGCUCCACCCGCUGUUGGGAGACCCCAACUCAGACUACAUUAACGCAAACUACAUUGACAUUCGGAUUAACAGGGAAGGCUACCAUCGAUCCAACCACUUCAUCGCCACUCAGGGUCCUAAGCAGGAGACUCUCUAUGAUUUUUGGAGGAUGGUGUGGCAGGAAAAUUGCUUCAGCAUCGUCAUGAUCACUAAGCUGGUGGAGGUUGGCAGGGUGAAAUGCUGCAAAUAUUGGCCAGAGGACACCGAGAUGUAUGGUGACAUCAAAAUCACUCUUCUUAAGACAGAGACACUCGCUGAAUACACAGUUCGCACCUUUGCUGUGGAGAGGAGAGGAUACUCGACCAAGCAUGAGGUACGUCAGUUCCACUUCACAUCCUGGCCUGAACACGGGGUGCCCUAUCACGCCACUGGAUUGUUGGCUUUUAUACGAAGGGUUAAAGCUUCUACACCACCUGAUGCUGGCCCUGUCGUGGUUCACUGCAGUGCGGGGGCAGGUCGCACCGGCUGCUACAUUGUGCUGGAUGUCAUGUUGGACAUGGCCGAGUGUGAGGGCGUGGUGGAUAUCUACAACUGCGUCAAAACCCUCUGCUCUCGACGUAUCAACAUGAUUCAAACGGAGGAGCAGUAUAUCUUCAUCCAUGAUGCUAUUCUAGAGGCGUGUCUGUGCGGAGAGACGGCCAUCCUGGUGAAUGAGUUUGCUGUCACUUACAAAGAGAUGCUGCGAGUGGAUUCUCAGAGUAAUUCCUCUCAGCUUCGAGAGGAGUUUCAGACGCUGAACUCUGUGACUCCCCACGUGGAUGUGGAGGAGUGCAGCAUUGCUCUCUUACCCAGAAACCGAGAGAAGAACCGCAGCAUGGAUGUCCUCCCGCCCGAUCGCGCCCUUGCGUUCCUGGUCACGACAGAAGGGGAGAGUAACAAUUACAUCAACGCUGCUCUCGCUGACAGCUUCCACCGGCAGGCCGCUUUCAUUGUGACCCCUCACCCUCUGCCGGGCACCACGGCCGAUUUUUGGCGACUGGUUUUUGACUACGGCUGCACGGCAGUGGUCAUGCUCAACCAGCUAAAUCAGUCAAACUCUGCCUGGCCAUGUGUCCAGUACUGGCCGGAGCCUGGUUUACAGCAGUACGGGCCAAUGGAAGUGGAGUUCCUGUCUAUGUCAGCGGACGAGGACGUCAUAACUCGUCUAUUUCGAGUCAAGAACGUCACGAGGCUCCAAGAGGGCCAGCUGGUGAUGUGUCAGUUCCAGUUUCUGCGCUGGUCGGCAUAUCGCGACGUUCCAGACUCCAAGAAGGCUUUCCUCAACCUGCUGGCUCAAGUGCACAAGUGGCAAAGGGAGUGUGGAGAAGGACGCACAGUUGUGCACUGCCUCAAUGGUGGUGGCCGUAGUGGGACCUUCUGUGCCUGCAACAUCCUCAUCGAGAUGAUCCAGUAUCAGAACAUGGUAGACGUAUUCUAUGCUGUCAAAACUCUACGCAACUGCAAACCCAACAUGGUCGAGUCUCUGGACCAGUAUCGAUUUUGCUAUGACCUUGUCCUGGAGUACUUGGACUGCUUUGAAGGCAGAUAGCAACUAAACGUUUACGACAGCAGCAAAUUCCCACGCGCUGGAGACAAAGGUCACCCGGUGACGCCCCCUCUACUUUAAUGUUUGGACCUGUGAAGUUGGCUUUGAAAGGACUGCAGAGGAAGGAGAGCAAAGAAAAAAAACAUGGUCAAGGUUCUGACUUUUAACCUUUAAUGUACAGCUGUGAUUUCCUCCUUGUUGGUGAUGUUUAUCUCUUUUGAUAUUUUUUUUGUGCUUUUCUCGGUCCUAUUUGCCUCUUGGACUACAUCUUGUAUGUGCUAAGGGUUUCUGUAGCAGCAAAACAAUAUUUGGAGCUGCAAUGUGGACCUGUCUCUUCAAAGCAAGGGUCACCUUGGCUGUGUUUCAUCAUUUCAUUCGUACAAACUGAAGAGGCUGGAUCUAAUUCUGGAGUUACAGCAGCAUCAUUUAAACGUGGAAGAGCUACAUAAAAUAACGGUCCACUGUGCUCGUGGCAUGACUUAUCUACCAUACCAUAAACUGCCUUAUUCUCUAAUGAUAGGACAGAUUUAUUGAAACCACCAAAUAAAUCGAUAAAGUUUUUCACGUGGGGUAGAAAACAACAACAAGAGAUUUUAAGAGACCUACAUUGUAAAGCAGACCAGCCCAGUAUUCAACAGUAUUGAUGCAGAAACUGUACAGUAGUGCAAUGUGUUGUAUUUUCCCAUAAUGUUUGUGCUGGAUUACCAUGUGUGCUACAGGUGGGCGUUACUGGCACUGAGCCUGGUGCCAUCGAGGGAGAUUCCUGUCUCGUUACUGUCACGGUGCCAAUCCCACUGACUGACUUGAAUCCUUUGCUUUGUUCUACUGCUUCAUCUUGAUAUAUGCCUACAAACAAACGCUAUGUACUGCAUCAGCUAAUGUUCUCGCUCCGAAGUGAUUGUUUGUACUUUAUACUCACCGGAGACAGCAAAAGGAGAGGAUGGCGAAAGCUGUUCGAAACGCAUCGAGAUGCCACAGUGUUGGUGUGAUAAAUGAUACGCCAUUAAUGCUGUGGUGAAGUGUCUGAACCGGUGCGGUCACACAGGUCUCAGUCUGCACCUCUUCUACUCAUUCAUUGUCCGAGGCGUUUGGUUGUGCUGUAAAAAUUAAAAAAAGUCUAAGAAAAGCAAAAGGAAAACAGGGGGUAGGGGGCACUAAGAUGGAGUAGAUGGUGGGAAUGCUAUUUUGGGUCACCGCUCAUUGCCGAAUAUAUUUUUUUGAAUGCAGAAAUGUGAUUUUAAAAAAGUAGUAAAAGUAAGAAGCUGUUGGCCACAUACCCUGCGGCUGACUUACCGCAGAGUUGAUGGAUAAACAAAAUCCACUCUUUUUCAGCUGUUGGCCUGGAGAGCACUGGAACUCUUCAUGCCUGAAUCAAUGUAAGAAGCAGUCAGGUUGGGAUUUGUGAUACACAUAAUGAUCAGAGACAACUUUGAAACAUGCUCUUGCAAAGACCCCAUUACACAGAGGAAGAGAUUUUGUUUGUUUGUUUUUUCUUUUUAAAUCACUUUUGCGUUAUAGCCACAAAAAUAUCUCUAAUAAGCUCCAUUAGGGAUAUUUUAAAAUAUAGGCCUUUUAAAAUAUGUUAUGCGCCAACACAUCUCCCGAGACUCCUUUAAGUAGAGGUUUUCAGGGAGGGUGGUAAAGGUAUCACUCCAGGACAUAUCCUAAUGAACAAGGAGAGACAGCUUGAAGCCUGCAGAAGCUGAGAAAGGCAACCCUGUUGCUAGUUUGCAGCUCACACUCUGGUUCAGGUGGGAUAACCAGAAUAUGUGAGCGAUCUAACAGUAUACAAACAUCACCGGACUCCCGCAGAUUCUCAAAUAGAGCAGCUUGUUUGUGAUGAGGAGGAAGAAUGAGGUAGCUACAUUGUAGUCAGUGAUCUGGCAAAAGAUUGCUGAAGGAAGUGCCUGGACACUUUUUUUGUUAAGGGUGGAAGGAAUAUGUAUAUACAGAUGUAUAUUAUGUUAUGUGAAUAAUAUAUUAUAUGUUUGCCCAGAGUAAAGACGUAUAGUAAGUAACCACAACUUAACCAUAAAGCUGAAUGUUGCUGUAAAUGACCAUUUUGUGAGUUUUUGUCAGAACUUUUAACGACGAGCGUUCAUCCCGGCGCUGCGAGCGAAACUGCUCAUGUGGCAUGUUCGGGCGCUCGUUACGCUUUGCAUUUCAUUUCAGUGAUUUCAGAAUAACCCGAUCCAUAUGAUUUAUUUCAACCUUUAGCCACGACUGUGAGUGCAUUAUACUUUUACCAUUCCAAAGCUUUUUAUUAUGACUAUUUCUGAGUGACAACUGCCAACACAGGACGUUUGAUUUCACGUGUUGUUUUCUGUAUGAACCAACAGUACAUGACUACUGUGUUUUUGAUCAUUGUAUUUGUGGGGACAUGGUGUGUAUUUAAUGAAAGAAAAUAAGAAGAGAGAUGUAUAUCGGGGUAGAAAGAUCUUUCUUUUGAGCGAUACCAACGAUUAACAAUAAAUGAACAAUGGGGGGAAAAAAA
Neolamprologus brichardi is the source of this 7011-nucleotide messenger RNA. It is a transcript of the gene ptprub, whose product is annotated as protein tyrosine phosphatase receptor type Ub. Gene Ontology annotation, molecular function: protein binding; protein tyrosine phosphatase activity. The record is from RefSeq and is a predicted model, not a curated record. Gene Ontology annotation, cellular component: membrane. Gene Ontology annotation, biological process: protein dephosphorylation. NCBI's taxonomy places the organism in Eukaryota, Metazoa, Chordata, Actinopteri, Cichliformes, Cichlidae.